Molecule: messenger RNA, 1805 nt
Organism: Gambusia affinis (western mosquitofish)
Lineage: Eukaryota; Metazoa; Chordata; Actinopteri; Cyprinodontiformes; Poeciliidae
Exons: 6
Coding region: 213-932 (239 amino acids)
Source: RefSeq, a predicted model, not a curated record
AACCCCCACGCUGAGCUCCCUCCUUCCGACAAAGCCAAACCGAACAAGGCGCGAAUAAACUAGUACAGUACGCAGAGCUAGGGCUCUGAGAAAACAGGCCCAACAAGCAAAUCUGAGCAUGAAGUCAUUUUGUGACAAACUCCAGAUGAUACAGUGUUUGUAAAGCUUCACGUCGUCGCCUAUUUUAAGGUACUCCUCUGUGUUGUUUAAAUAUGUUGCAGAUUGUCAAAGAAGCAUGCCGUGAGGCAGAGGUCUACCUUGAAGCAGGCAUUGACGGUUUGAUCAUUGAAAACAUGCACGAUGUCCCCUACUCAUUCAACGUGGGCCCUGAAGUGUGCGCCUGUAUGACUGCGGUCUGCUCUGCUGUCAGACAUGUCUGCCCCACUCUGCCCCUUGGAGUCCAGAUCCUAUCUUCUGCUAACCAGCAAGCAUUAGCUGUAGCUUUGGCUUCAGGUCUGGAUUUCAUCAGAGCAGAAGGUUUUGUCUUUUCUCAUGUGGCGGAUGAGGGUCUUCUGAAUGCCUGUGCCGGGGACCUUUUGAGAUAUCGCAAGCAGAUUGGAGCUGAUGGGGUUCAGAUCUUCACCGACAUCAAGAAGAAACACAGCUCUCAUGCUCUGACAGCUGAUGUGACUAUAAAGGAGACGGCCCGAGCUGCCGAGUUCUUCCUCUCAGAUGGAGUCAUCAUCACUGGGGCAGCGACCGGAGAUCAGGCUGACCCAUGUGAGCUCACAGAUGUCUUCCAAUCUGUGAAAAUCCCAGUGCUCAUCGGUUCUGGAGUAACAUACGACAACGUUGACAACUUCCUGGAUGCCAGUGGAAUGAUCAUUGGAUCUCAUUUUAAACUUGGUGGCCACUGGACCAAUGCAAUUGAUCCAGAUAGAGUCAAGAGGUUUAUGGCAAAAAUACAUCACCUACGACAGCCACAGAGCUAGUUCUCACCAUCACUAAGCUGCUGAUUGACAAUAAAGGCAGAUUAGAUUACUUCCUGUUUGUCUGGCUGGUGAUUUAUUAUUUUAGUCCCAUCUAACCAGAGCACCUUCUACCAACUGAGGGUCUGGAACCUGAAGCUCCAGAGCCACAUGUGGCUCUUUAUCUCAUCCACUGUGGCACUUAUUAACGUUUGCCAAAAAUAAUUCAGAAUUAAUCUAUAAUCUUUAAAAAUGCUUACUGUUUUCAUCUAACAAUCUAGAAAAUAUUUUUUUAACCUUGCUGUCGGUCAGUGCAACCCAGCCAGACUGCACACAGGGUAAAAAGCUCACAGGGAUUAUUGGUUAAAAAGUAUAUAUUUUUUGUCUUUUGGCUGCAAAGUAUGUGUUUUUCCAUCCAUCUGCCCAUCCAUCAUCUUUCACGCUUAUCCCUAGUGGGAUGGUGAGGGGUGCUGGUACCUAUCUCCAGAGGUCAACAGGCGAAAGGCGGGGUCACCUUGGACAGGUCAUCAGUCCAUCACAGGGAAGCACAGAGACAAACAGGACAAGCAAUCAUGUAAGCAAUCACACAUACAAACACACACACACACCCACACACACACAUCUUAGGAGAAUGUAGAGAGACCAAUCAAUGUCAUGUUUUGGACUGUGGGAAGAAGCCAGAGUACCCAGAGAGAACCCACACAUUCACAGGGAGAACAUGCUAACUCUAUUUAUUUUAAAACCUAAAAACAGAAGUGAAAGUGCUUUUCUUUCAUUUGAAAAUGAAAUGAUUUUAAUAACCUAAACUAAAUAAACUAAUUUGUUUCAUGUAGCUUUUGUGACAAAAUUUGUUAUUCUGGACCAAGGGGAAAACCGGCUGUUUGGGCUGCGGAGGUC